Messenger RNA from Galdieria sulphuraria, 1896 nucleotides. RefSeq names its product mitochondrial carrier, putative isoform 1. The transcript has 7 exons. The coding region runs from base 12 to 1862 and encodes 616 amino acids. The record is from RefSeq and is a predicted model, not a curated record. NCBI's taxonomy places the organism in Eukaryota, Rhodophyta, Bangiophyceae, Galdieriales, Galdieriaceae. Gene Ontology annotation, cellular component: mitochondrion. Gene Ontology annotation, biological process: mitochondrial citrate transmembrane transport; protein dephosphorylation; alpha-ketoglutarate transport. Gene Ontology annotation, molecular function: tricarboxylate secondary active transmembrane transporter activity; protein tyrosine phosphatase activity.
ACCAAUUGAAAAUGUCCAUUCUCUUCUCGUUGCCUUUAAAAGAAUCGUUGGCUUAUCUCUUAUCCUCCAAAAACCAACCUCAAGGCGAUACUCCUUCUUGGUUUGUGAAAGAAUUUCAACGUGUGGAGGAGUUGAGUAGAAAGUUGAAAAAGGAACAAACCUUUACCAUUGCAAAGCUACCAAACAACCAACUUAAAAAUAGAUAUGUUGAUGUAGUUCCUUGCGAUGAAUAUUGUGUUACUGUAAAGUGUUGUGAUUCUGUGGAAUCGGUAUAUCUGAACGCUUCUUAUAUUUCUGAUAUUUUUCCCGGAGAUGAUAGAAUCUACAUCGCAACCCAAGCACCUAUUAAGAGUUGUACGAAAGAGUUUUGGCAUAUGGUAUUACAAGAGGAAACUAAUAUUAUUGUUAUGGUCACUCGUUUGGUAGAAAGAGGGAUGUCAAAAUGUGACGUUUAUUGGCCAACUAAGGAGCAAGAAGUAUGGAGUCUUGGUUGUAUUCAACUUUUUUUGGAAGAUGAAGUCGUAGUUGCAGAAAAGUCCGUUAUUCUACGACAUAUUCGACUUUAUCACAAGUUAUCGGAUGGACAGGUGGAAGAUAGACUUGUAUAUCAGUUUCAGUACAACGGUUGGCCAGACCACGGAAUACCUACAGAGAAAAGUUCCUUUACAUUCUUAUUAGAGCAAGUAGAAAAGCACCGGCUGGGAAAAUCUCUAGUCGUCCAUUGCAGUGCUGGAAUAGGACGAACAGGAGUGUUUUGUACUUUAGAUAUUCUUCGGCGGUAUCUUUCUUCUCAUUCUUUCUUGCAAAGAUUGAAAGCCCUUGUGGAUAAAGGUGCAGACAAGGAAGAAAUUGCAGACUUUCUAGUCAACCUCGUAUCGGAAACUGUUGUACAAAUACGCAAAAGGCGGCCUGGAAUGAUUCAAACUGCUGAACAAUUUCGGAUGGAAUCAUCACCUUUGCAAGUUCAAGAGCGUCCUAUGCGGAAACCUAUUGUAUGGUCCAAUAUUGGAGUAGGUGCAGCUCUUCAGUUGUUUGAAGUAACGACUUUGGGACAGCCUUUUGAAGUUAUUAAAACACAACUUGCUGCCAAUCGAAAGGACAGUAUGAUUUCAGCUUUGAAAACCAUCUAUUCUAGAGGAGGUUUAUCAGGUUUUUAUCAAGGACUCAUUCCUUGGGCCUGGAUUGAGGCUAGUACAAAGGGCGGUGUUUUAUUCCUGGCGCAAAAUGAAGCUUCUAGUUUUAUUGCUUCUUUAGGCUUUUCUCAAACUAUCUCAGAUACAGCAGGAGGCGUAUUUGGUGGUGUGGCACAAGCUUAUACUACGAUGGGGUUUUGUACAUUUAUGAAAACAGUAGAAGUUACGCGUGAUAAGACAGGAGCUGGAAAGGAUUUGUCUACACUACAAGUUGCAAAGGAAGUAUUUCGAACCAAAGGAAUAUCUGGAGUAUAUCGUGGAGUAACAGCAGUUGCAGUUAGACAAGCAACCAAUUGGGGUUCCAGAUUUGGUCUUGCAAGAAUUACUGAAACACUUUUCAAGGGUAAGGAUAAGGACAGAAAGUUAUCAAAAUGGGAAGAACUGGGUGCAAGUGUUGUUGGUGGUGCACUUGCUUGUUGGAAUCAACCCAUCGAAGUUAUUCGAAUAGAAAUGCAAAGUCAACUCAAGGCCGCUGAUCGUCCGGAGAAAAUGAAUAUAUUCACUUGUGCUAAAUAUAUUUAUAAAAAGAACGGAAUAUUAGGUUUCUAUCGAGGUGUAACUCCUAGAAUUGGAUUAGGUGUCUAUCUUACUUGUGUAAUGGUGUUUGGAGGCGAUCAAGUAAAGGAACUGAUACGAGCAAGAAAGGAAACCAAACUUGAUAAACAGUAGAAAUGGAAGAACGGAUAAAAACAAAUCACUAGAA